AUGCCUAUGAUGGCGAAAGGCACAGCAGCGAUUAUGAAAGGCCAGCGAAAGGUUCGCCGGAGGCCUAAAUUGAGCGUUAACAGCUUUUCGCCGAAAGUUGCGAUUGGUGUGCCAUUGGCGGCACGCAGCUUGGUCGGCGAUGGCGAGACGACCUCAUCUGAGCUACGGGGUAUGACGCUAACUUCGGCACCAGUGUCGACUAGAAACUCGAUGCCGGAAGUUAAAUCCCUAACACGGAUGAGGCGACUUUGGUGUUGGCCGGUCGCGUCCGUCGCCGUUACGGACCGGCCGAGGUUUCCCUGCUUCUUGGCGAAGCUGCAAGGUUUGAUACAUUUACGAGCUGCGGUACCAAAACGCUGGUGGUACCAACAGCUAGCUUGCCUGUUGUUAGAGUUAGAAAGUUUGCAGGGCGAUUUGAUCGGCUAUGACGACGACGGUCCAUA
Messenger RNA from Dicrocoelium dendriticum, 443 nucleotides. NCBI's taxonomy places the organism in Eukaryota, Metazoa, Platyhelminthes, Trematoda, Plagiorchiida, Dicrocoeliidae. The record is from the annotation of a GenBank genome assembly.